This is a messenger RNA of Plasmodium malariae, 1740 nucleotides long. RefSeq names its product LEM3/CDC50 family protein, putative. The record is from RefSeq and is a predicted model, not a curated record. Lineage: Eukaryota; Apicomplexa; Aconoidasida; Haemosporida; Plasmodiidae. Gene Ontology annotation, cellular component: endoplasmic reticulum; Golgi apparatus; plasma membrane. The transcript is spliced from 3 exons. Bases 1 to 1740 code for a protein of 579 amino acids.
AUGAAUAAUUUGACUGAUAUUGAAAGAGAAGGGAAGGGGAAAACAAACGCUUUAAGUACACUUAAUAAAGAAGACAUAAGGAAGACUGGAAAAAAUAUAAAGGAAAAAGAAAAAUCUGUGGAGAAUGGAAAUGUUAAUAAGGCUAGGAAGGAUGCAAAAUUUGAAGGCGGAAGGAGCGAUGUAGGAGAAGAGGCAAAAGAAGAGGUACAGAUAGCGGUACAGGAAGAGGGAAUGACGAAGAUAGAGACAGAAACACUAAGGGGGCGGAAAAAUAAAUCAUCUAAACAAUUAGCAAAGGAGCUGGCUAGGGAGAUAACAAAACCCAUGCGCACCGAAAGGGAGAAAGACAACCGCCCAGAAAAACAUAUGUUUCAAAAUGAUGAUCAACGAAAUUUCGGACAAUUCGUACAAUACAACAACGAAAAUUUAUCAAGUGAUAGCAGUUCAUCAUGUAAUCUUAUUGAAGAGAAACAAAAUAUUUUUAAAAAUUUAAACAGCCAAUUAAAUUAUAUAAAUAGUAUUUCGAAUAUGGAUUCCUUUGCCGAAUACAGGAAAAAUGUGUUUCCUGAGUAUAGGUCUGAUAUCAAAAGAGGAGAGGGGGAAAAUAAUAUAUAUGAUAAUACAGAUAAUGCCAUAGGUGUAAGAACCAGCAGAGAUACAAACGAAGAUGGGGAAGUAAAAAAGAGGACACCGAGUAGAAGUAGGAGUAGAAGUAGGAGUAGGAGUAGAAGUAGAAGUAGAAGUUGGAGUAGUACCCCCGGUAGUGUUAAUCACAAACUUAAAAGAACAUCAAUCAUUGAAAAAUUUAAGCAACAAGAAUUAAAAUCGAAACAGCGAUAUUGGACACCUGCAUGUUUGAUAAUAACAUAUUUGACUAUAUCAAUCAUAUUUAUAAUUAUUGGUUCAGUGUUUAUUAUCUUUUCUACCACGAGAAAGGAAUGUAGAAUAUCCUAUGGUCAUAUGGAGGGAACUUCAUUAAUUCUUCAAAUGAACGAGGACUUGUGUUACGGCCCUAUUAGACCGUUCAGAAAAAACUCUUACAUUUAUUACGAAUUACAUAAUUUUUAUCAGAACCAUAAGAAGUAUUUAAUCUCUAAGUCGCACAACCAGUUGAUGGGGGUGAUAUACACAAAAGCGAGCGACCUAUCUCAAUGCUUUCCGGUAUCACAAAAUAAAGAGGGGAAGGUACUACACCCAUGUGGGUUAGUAGCUAGAAGCGUAUUUAAUGAUACUUUUACCUUAUAUAAAGAUACCAAUUUGGAAGAGAUGAUAGAAAUAGACGAAUCGAAAGAAGCUAUUACAUGGUUUAGUGACUACAAUAAAUUUAAAAAUCCGUCUGCACGUGAUAUGGAAUUACAUAAGGGAGAAGUUGAUUUUUGGUUAAUGAACGACAAUUAUAUGUCUACUUUAAAUAUGAAUAAAAAUAAUGGAUAUGGAGUGGAAAACUCUCAUUUUAUUGUUUGGAUGAAAACAGCUGCAUUAUCAGAAUUUCGUAAAAAAUAUGCUAAAUUAAAUGUCGAAUUAAAAUUACCUGUCUAUGUUCAUAUAAAAAAUAACUUUCCUGUUAAUAAAUUUAAUGGAAAGAAAUAUUUCGUUAUAGCAGAGGGGUCAGUUUUUAUAAAUGAAAAAUCUCAAUCCAUUGGAAUUCUCUAUUUAACUGUUGGAAUCAUUUCUCUUUGCAUUUCCUUGUGUCUUAUUUAUAAUCAGUGGAAGCAUCCUAGGAUUAUUGGUUAUAUAUAA